AUGGGUUUGCUGGCUGCACGCUUGCUGCGUCGGGGUGCCGCGCUCCUCGGCCGGAGGCUGUUGGUGACUCUCGCCAGUUCUCCGGGCUACCGGCUCACUCCUUCCUCCUUCCUGCGCAUCGGGCAGCUGAGCAAUGUGGACCUCAACGAGGACGUCCGUGAGCUGGAGACGGAGCUCCCUCGGCAGCAUCCCAACGAGAUCCCCCACAACGAGAAGCUCCUGUCGCUCAAGUACGAGAGCCUGGACUAUGACAACAGCGAAAACCAGCUGUUCCUGGAGGAGGAGAGGAGGAUAAACCACACGGCUUUCCGGACAGUGGAGAUCAAGCGCUGGGUUAUUUGUGCCAUGAUUGGCAUCCUCACCGGCCUCGUUGCCUGCUUCAUCGACAUCGUGGUGGAGAACCUGGCUGGGCUGAAGUACCGGGUGGUGAAGGGCAACAUCGACAAGUUCACGGAGAAAGGGGGCCUGUCUUUCUCCCUGUUGCUCUGGGCUACCCUGAACGCCAGCGUGGUGAUGGUGGGCUCCGUGAUCGUUGCCUUCAUAGAGCCCGUCGCGGCCGGCAGCGGCAUUCCCCAGAUCAAAUGCUAUCUCAACGGCGUGAAGAUCCCCCACGUUGUCCGCCUCAAGACUCUGGUGAUCAAAGUCUGCGGGGUCAUCCUCUCGGUGGUCGGCGGCCUGGCUUUUCCCCUCCAGCACGAAGGACCCAUGAUUCACUCCGGAGCGGUGAUUGCCGCCGGGAUCUCCCAGGGAAGAUCCACGUCCUUAAAGCGAGACUUCAAGAUCUUCGAGUACUUUCGCAGAGACACAGAAAAGAGGGACUUUGUCUCGGCUGGAGCUGCUGCUGGCGUCUCGGCUGCGUUUGGUGCCCCCGUGGGAGGUGUCCUCUUCAGCUUGGAGGAAGGGGCUUCCUUCUGGAACCAGUUCCUGACGUGGAGAAUCUUCUUUGCCUCCAUGAUCUCCACAUUCACUCUGAACUCUGUCCUGAGUGUUUACCAUGGCAAUGCUUGGGAUCUCUCCAGCCCUGGGCUCAUCAACUUCGGCAGGUUUGAUAACGAGAAAAUGGGAUACACAAUCCAGGAAAUUCCUAUCUUCAUCUUCAUGGGAGUGGUUGGUGGGAUCCUCGGGGCCCUGUUCAAUGCCCUCAAUUACUGGUUAACGAUGUUCCGGAUCAGGUACAUCCACCGGCCCUGCCUCCAGGUGGUUGAGGCCAUGCUGGUGGCAGCAGUGACGGCGACCGUGGGGUUCGUCAUGAUUUACUGCUCGAGGGACUGCCAGCCCAUCCAGGGGAGCACGGUGGCAUAUCCCCUGCAGCUUUUCUGUGCUGAUGGAGAGUACAACUCCAUGGCCACUGCCUUCUUCAACACACCUGAGAAGAGUGUCGUCAACCUCUUCCAUGACCCUCCAGGUUCCUACAACCCCAUGACGCUGGGCAUGUUCACACUGAUGUAUUUCUUCCUGGCCUGCUGGACCUACGGCCUCACGGUGUCCGCGGGGGUCUUCAUCCCCUCCCUGCUGAUCGGCGCUGCCUGGGGGAGGCUCUUCGGCAUCUCCCUGUCCUACCUGACCAAAGGCUCGAUCUGGGCUGACCCUGGGAAGUACGCCCUGAUGGGAGCUGCCGCGCAGCUAGGUGGGAUAGUGCGGAUGACACUGAGUCUGACAGUCAUCAUGAUGGAGGCAACGGGCAAUGUCACCUAUGGCUUCCCCAUCAUGCUGGUGCUGAUGACGGCAAAGAUUGUGGGAGACUACUUUGUGGAGGGGCUCUACGACAUGCACAUCCAGCUGCAGAGCGUGCCCUUCCUGCACUGGGAGGCCCCCGUGACAUCCCACUCCCUCACGGCCAGGGAGGUCAUGAGCGCUCCCGUCACCUGCCUGCGGAGGAUUGAGCGAGUGGGCACGGUUGUGGACAUCCUCAGCGACACCUCCUCCAACCACCUCGCCCUUGCCCGUCUCAUGCACGGUGCUCUGUCGCAGGUGGCAGGACUGCGGGGACUGAUCCUGCGUUCCCAGCUCAUCGUCCUUCUGAAGCACAAGGUUUUUGUGGAAAGGGCCAACCUUAGCCUGGUGCAGCGGCGGCUGAAGCUGAAGGAUUUUCGGGACGCCUACCCCCGCUUUCCCCCCAUUCAGUCCAUCCACGUCUCCCAGGACGAGCGCGAGUGCAUGAUCGACCUCAGCGAGUUCAUGAACCCCGGACUGCGGCACUUGGUGGUGGUGGACAAUCGCAACGAGGUGGUGGGCAUGGUCACCCGCAAGGACCUCGCCAGGUACCGUCUGGGGAAGGAAGGUCUGGAGGAGCUCUCGCUGGCACAGACGUGA
Phaethon lepturus (White-tailed tropicbird) is the source of this 2313-nucleotide messenger RNA. RefSeq names its product chloride channel, voltage-sensitive 7 (gene CLCN7). NCBI's taxonomy places the organism in Eukaryota, Metazoa, Chordata, Aves, Phaethontiformes, Phaethontidae. Gene Ontology annotation, molecular function: voltage-gated chloride channel activity. The record is from RefSeq and is a predicted model, not a curated record. The coding region runs from base 1 to 2313 and encodes 770 amino acids. Gene Ontology annotation, biological process: transmembrane transport; chloride transport. Gene Ontology annotation, cellular component: lysosomal membrane; intracellular membrane-bounded organelle. The transcript has 25 exons.